AUGGCGUGCAACAUAUUACACUUACUUACAAUUGUGCUUUUCUGUGCUUUUAGCGCUUCUGCGAACACCACCGUCGACUGGUGGGAGUCCGCCACACUCUAUCAGAUCUAUCCUCGAUCGUUUAUGGACAGUGACGGUGAUGGUAUAGGUGACUUAAAUGGCAUUACAUCUCGUUUGGAAUUUCUCAAGGAAAUAGGUGUGACAGCUACAUGGCUUUCACCAAUCUUCGAGUCACCGAUGGCAGAUAUGGGUUAUGAUGUAGCUAAUUUCACGAGCAUUGACCCACUCUUUGGGUCAAUGGAGGAUUUUGACGCUAUGGUAGCAAAGGCGCAUAAAUUGGGUUUAAAAAUUCUAUUGGAUUUUGUGCCCAAUCACUCGAGUGAUGAGUGCGAAUGGUUCCAGAAGUCAAUACGUCGCGAAGAUGGUUACGAUGAUUUCUAUGUAUGGGAUGAUGGUAAAAUCGAUCCAGAAACGGGCGGGCGUACGCCGCCAAGUAAUUGGAUAGGGCUUUUUGGUGAAUCUAUGUGGACUUGGAAUGAAGAACGCCAACAGUACUAUUUACACCAGUUUUUAGCCAAACAACCUGAUUUUAAUUACACCAACCCAAUGGUACGAGCACAUUUGAUCGAGGUUUUGGAAUUUUGGCUUGAUCGUGGAGUGGAUGGUUUUCGCAUUGAUGCAGUACCAUAUUUCAUAGAGAAACGGUUUGAAAAUGGUACAUAUCCGGAUGAGCCUAUUAUUAUUGGAAAUAGACCUGACCGAAUUUAUACAAAGGAUCAACCAGAAAAUCUCGAAAUAUUAUAUCAAUGGCGCAAAGUUUUAGAUGAAUAUCAGCGAGCACAUGGCGGUGACACCAGACCACAAAUUGCCGAGGCUUAUUCCCCCAUUAAUGUUUUGAGCGAUUAUAUCAACAAUGGCACUUAUUUUGGUACUCAACUGCCAAUGAAUUUUAACUUUGUUGGAUUAAGAGGAAGUUUCACUGCAAAGGAUGUUGAAAAAUUCGCCAAAGAAUGGAUGGAUAUAAUGUGGACGAAUCAUAAGGUGGCCAAUUGGGUAGUAGGAAAUCAUGACAACAGUCGUCCAGCCACACGCAUAGGUGCUACUAGGACAGAUUUGAUGACGAUGAUAGUGCAUGCAUUGCCCGGCACAUCUGUUACUUAUUACGGAGAUGAGAUCGGCAUGACUGAUGGAGACAUCGACUGCACAAAAAGAGUUUGUGACUUCCGGGACCCAGAGCGUACUCCAAUGCAAUGGGACACUUCAAAGAAUGCUGGGUUUAGCACUGGAAACUCCACUUGGCUACCCGUCAAUCCUAACUACUCAUAUCUCAAUGUACAGACUCAGCGAGGCGUGGCACGUAGCACCUUGAACAUAUACAAGGGAAUGACCAGGUUGAAACAAACGGAAGCAUUCAAGGCGUUCAAAGAAGAUGGUGGAUUUUCGUAUGGAGCUUUGAAGGAGCAGAUCUUUCAAGUUGUGAGAACUGCUGUUGGUCGUGAGGAGUACCGUUUACUAGCUAACUUCGGUAGCCAGAUAGAAUAUUUAGAUGGUUUGACGAAUAAGACUAUGGAGUACGUGUUGCUCACUUCCUAUUCACCUCACAAAUAUGGCGACAAGGUCGAUUUAAGUCAACGAAUUUAUUUGAUGCCAUAUGAAGCGGUAAUGCUGCGGUGGGUUGCGUGA
This is a messenger RNA of Anastrepha obliqua, 1683 nucleotides long. RefSeq names its product maltase A2-like. Gene Ontology annotation, biological process: carbohydrate metabolic process. The record is from RefSeq and is a predicted model, not a curated record. The transcript has 6 exons. Bases 1 to 1683 code for a protein of 560 amino acids. NCBI's taxonomy places the organism in Eukaryota, Metazoa, Arthropoda, Insecta, Diptera, Tephritidae.